Messenger RNA from Rhododendron vialii, 5029 nucleotides. Its product is annotated as disease resistance protein RGA2-like. Lineage: Eukaryota; Viridiplantae; Streptophyta; Magnoliopsida; Ericales; Ericaceae. Gene Ontology annotation, biological process: defense response to other organism. The coding region runs from base 104 to 3781 and encodes 1225 amino acids. The record is from RefSeq and is a predicted model, not a curated record. The transcript is spliced from 3 exons. Gene Ontology annotation, molecular function: ADP binding.
UUCUCAUUCUGUGGUAACUGGUAAGCACUACACCCUUCUCUUCUCUUGUCUUCCACCAUUUCAUUUCUGUUUAGCCCCAAAUUCAGUUUUUAGACGGAAAAACAUGGCUGAGAGUCUUGCAGCUGCCAUCCUGAUCCCUGCUGCUCAGACAAUCCUGGAUGCCUUGAUUCCACUUGUAACCCAGCAGAUUAACCUGGCAUGGACUUUCAAACAAGACCUCCGAAAGCUCCAAAGAAGAUUGGAGAACAUCGAAGCUCUACUGCGUGAUGCUGAGAAAGGGAAAAUACCAUCAGAAGCCCUGAAAAAGUGGCUAAAGAGUCUCAAGUCGGUGACCUGCGAUGCGGAGAAUGUGCUGGGUGAGUUUGCAUAUGAAGCUCUUCGAAAGAAGUUGGAGGUAGGAAACCGGAUGAGGCACAAGGUACGCAACUUCUUCUCGCCCUCUAAUCCGUUGGCAUUUCGUAUCAAGAUGGCUAAUAGGGUGAACAAUAUCAAUGGAUUAUUGGACGAGAUUAGUAAAGAAGCACGUGAUAUGGGUCUUACACCUGCGGACCAGCUCACCGGUGCUUUUGUUCCGCCUAGUGAGCAUAGGCCAACUACACCUUUUGUAGACAAAUCACGUUGUGUGGGGAGGGAUCAUGAUGUCGUAGUAGUAAGAAACAUGUUACUUGGCUCUAAAGAUGAUUUAUCUGUCAUUGCUAUUGUAGGAAUGCCUGGGCUUGGGAAAACAACACUGGCCCAGUUAGUUUACCAUGAUAAGGAGGUUGUGGGGCAUUUUAGCGGUUACAAAAUGUGGAUUUGUGUCUCUGAUGAUUUCAGGGUUGAAAGGUUAUUGAAUGAGAUGGUGGAAUGUCUUUUUAAGGGGGAAUCCAAGAUGUCAAAUAUUGGAGCAAUAGUAGAAAAGCUUGGAGAAAAACUGAAAGGAAAGAGAUACUUACUCGUGUUAGACGAUGUUUGGAAUACGAAUACACAAAUAUGGGAACAAUUGAUAAGUUCUUUGAAAGGUAUAGAGGGCACCAACGGGGGCAAAAUUAUAGUUACAACUCGUACUGAGGAGGUGGUAAACGCAAUGAGGGUGCCCCAAUCUCUUACCCAUCCUUUGCAUAAACUGUCAGAUAAAGAUAGUUGGACCAUGUUUAGGGAAAGAGCAUUUGCAAAUAGAGAACCAAGAGAAAUUCAAACUCUAGAAGAAAUUGGUAGAAGAAUGGUAGAAAAGUGUAAGGGUGUGCCAUUGGCGAUAAAGUCAUUAGGAGGCUUAUUGUACGACAAGAAACUUCUAUCAGAGUGGGAGUCCAUUGAGGAGAGUGAAUUAUGGAGAGUUAAGGGUGAAAUUCUUCCAGCGUUAAGGCUUAGUUUCCAUCACCUACCCUUCCCAAGUUUGAAACAAUGUUUUGCUUAUUGUUCAAUUUUUCCAAAGGACCAAUUACUGAUAAAGGAUGUCCUGAUUCAGCUUUGGAUGAGUCUAGGUUAUCUUCAGUCUCUUCCAGGGAAAAAUAUGGAAAUGGAAGAUGUAGGCAAUGAAUAUUUUGAUAUCUUGUUGCGCAAUUCACUAUUACAAGAUGCUGUCUUGGAUGAGAAUAACGAUAUUAUUGCUUGCAAGAUGCAUGAUCUCGUACAUGAUCUUGCUCUUGAUGUCUCAGAGGGUAGUUGUUUGACUUUGGAAGCUAGUAAGGUUAAAGACCAUCCCGAGGUUCAACACUUGUCAUUGUGUCUCAACGAAGAAACAAGGUUAGAAUUUUCAGACAGAACUGUUGGGAAGCUAAGGUCAGUAUUUUUAACUGGAAAUCUCCCCCAAAAUAUUGAACAUGUCAAAUCUAUCCGUGCCUUGAGUAUAGUAGAAUAUGAUGGGAAAGAGUUGUCGAGUUCUAUAUGCAAGUUCAUACAUCUAAAAUAUCUUGACCUCUCGAAGUCUUCUUUUGAAAAAGUGCCCAAUUCUAUCACCCAGCUCUACAAUUUGGAAACACUGAGGUUGCCACCGUUUUCAAAUAUUUUAGAAGAGAUUCAGACAGAGUUCCAUAAGUUGGUUAGCUUGAGACAUAUUUGUGUGGAAGAUACAGAAAAUAGUAGCAAAAUGAUUCCAACCAUGAUAGGGCAUUUGACUUCUUUGCAAACAUUACCAUUCUUUUUUGUGGGUAAGGAUCAAGGCCAUAAAAUUGAAGAGCUGGGAAGUUUAAGCAACCUAAGAGGUAGAUUAAUUGUUUACGAUCUCCAGCACGUGAAAGACCAGGAAGAAGCAAAUAGAGCCAACAUGUCCGGAAAAACAAAAAUUACAGAGUUGAGAUUUCAUUGGGAUACGGACUAUGAAAACUCGAACAUUGAGUACAAUGAUGUCUUGGAAGGACUUAAACCUCACAAGAAUCUUAGGCGUUUAAUGGUUAAAGAUUUCGGAGGGCGAAGAUUGGCAUCAUGGAUGAGGAGUAGAGAUGAUCAGUCGCUUCAAAAUUUGGUGAAGAUUGAACUAAUUGGCUGCAAAGUUUGUGAAGAUAUCCCAAUACUUGGACACCUUCCGCACCUUGAAGUUGUUGAAAUGGUAGAAUUGGAUAAUGUGGAAAUCAUUGGUCCUGAUUUCUAUGGAUUUGAUGAACGAACUGUUGCUGGUAGAAGUACUACUGUGGCUGCACCAACACAAGUAGUAUUUCCGGCAUUGAGGAAACUCACUAUUCGUGGUAUGCAGAAGCUAAAAGAGUGGUCGGAUGUAUCGUCAUUGUCUCUUGCAACCACGAGUAUGAUGGAGUUCUUCCCUCGUCUCGAGGAUUUGUAUAUCUCUGAAUGCCCUAACUUGAUUACCAUUCCAGGUCAUUUGUUAUGCAUUCAAGAUUUACAUAUUGUUUCGGACGAGGGGUUUUCAGAUUUAAGGGCAAGGGUCUAUAAGUAUAGACCCGGUUCGACCAUAGUGGUAGAUCGGGAUGCGAAAAAUAUUGGAACUCUAAUUGAACAUUUGCUGGGAAAGAGCAGCAAGUUCCUAAGACAUCUGGUAAUAGCGGAAUUGAAGGAGUUGUGUUGUUUACCAAAACAACUACUAAACCUAGCUUCCCUUGAGCUUUUAAAAAUAACACGGUGCCCCAAUCUGAUGUACAUAGGCGAAGAAGAAACAGGAGCGGAAUUCAACAGCUGCCUAACGUCCCUUCAAGAGCUUUCAAUUAGGUCGUGCUCAAAGUUGAGAUACUUGCCAAAGGGGUUGCUACAACCGACCCUCGUAAGAUUGGAUAUGUAUGCGUGUCACAAUUUAAUGGAGGCCAGCCCUGAUGAAUUGCACAACCUCACGUCCCUUGAGGAGCUGGACUUGAAAAACUGUAACUCACGGUGGGAGAGGUGUUGGGGUGAGGGGCAGUUCUGUUUGACCAGCCUUCGAAAGUUGGAUAUUGGUUACUUCUCAGAGCAGCUAGAUUAUUUCCCCUGGCCAGAGGUUGAGAUAGCCAAAGCUCAAAACCCGCAACAUUACCCAUUCAUGUUCCUAGAAUCUCUGGAGAUAUGGGGAUGGCGAAAGCUCAAGUUCCUUCCCGAUCAUCUUCAGCACCUCACUUCCUUAAGAAAGCUGCGAAUUUGUGGUUUCGAUGGGUUGAAAGCUCUACCAGAGUGGUUGGGUAACUUUUCAUCUCUUCAAUCAUUGACUCUCCAGUGGUGCAGUAAACUGAAGAGUUUGCCCUCACUGGGAAAAUUUCGGCUUCUCAAGAAUUUAAAAUCUCUGACUAUAUUCGGUUGUCCCCUCCUAAAGGAAAGAUGCAAAGAAGGGGGAGAAGAGUAUUGCAAAAUUGCUAGUAUUCCAUCGCUCAAAGUAGACUAGCUACGGUUAUUAGCCAGACCACAUUUAACGGUUCCCUCUGCAAUUCUAUUCCAUCAAUAUAAACCAUUGAAAGUCCCCUGCCAACCAUCUGUUUGGUUUAUGGGACGUCCGGUGACAAUGGAAGAACAGCGGUGAUGACACCACGUGAAAUAACGCCAUUGAAGAAAAAGGUAUGUGAACGGUAGUCUGCUUAUCAUUUAAAUCCUUGAAUUGAACUGGACUCGAGAACAUGUCUUCCAUUCAAAUAGUGCUCAGUGCACAAACUGAAAAGCAAGAGGUCCAAGGGACGAUGGCAAGUGUAAAAUUAACAUUGCAAUCGUACCUUCUUGGAGAAUCUCUAAGAUUAGGCAACAAACUAAAUGUGCUCUUUGUUUGUUUCUUGUUCAAAAAAUUUCUUAAGCAUUCUUUCUGUUUUGCAGAAUGCUUGGAAGUUGGAAUGCCAUAUGCUAGAUAUGUGGAAAUUCAAGGCAUCAUUUAGGUUUUGUUCUCAAAAGUCUCAUUCAAAAACUUUUUUGCACAAAGUUUUGUCUUUAGCAGUGAAAUUUGUGCCGGAUUGGUUCAAAUUGUUCAGUAGUUUUUCCUAGCUGCUUAACUGUUUGUCCAGAGAUAAUAAUCUUGCAACGUCAGCAGUUUUUUUUUUUGAUAAGUUGCAAUUUCCGCAGUUGUUUUUCUCUGCUGGAAGGUUAUCGGAAAGGAUUUUUGUAAAGGUAGCUUAAGGUGAAGAUUUCGGUCCAAGACUCCAAUGUCUGACCUCCCACUAAAGAAGCAAGCAAAUAUUGCAUUAGCAGGCAAUAGUUUUCCUUGAAUUCUUAUUUACAUUUGAUGUUAUCUGUAGGCUCGAUAACCUAUUGGUGUCUGCCAGAAUGUUUCCCAAUAGCGUGAUAUUUUGGUGCCAAGCAGGAUUGCAGAAUACAGUUGCAGAGCAAUCCACCCAUCUUCUAAGUCAUCUUGCAAGAAUCAAGGAAUUUAUCAGGGGAAUAGAACCAUAGUUCUUGAGAAAUAGAGUUGAGUCAUCUGUACAUCAUAGCAUCUUGUUUUCGAUCAGAAACCAUUAACGUGGUAGUGAUCUUGUACAUGCACCGGUUUCAUUCGCUUUUAGGCAGAAUUUCUCUGUAUUUAGCAUUCUCAAAUUCCUUUUCGGGAAAUUGUCAUUCUCCUCGAAAGUCCCUGUUCCAUUCCUUUUUGGGUAAAAAAGGGUUAAUUGUAUCGCUUGUAUUGAUCGAUAUCGGACCAUUUCCAUUGCUUUUA